AUGGCUGCAGCCACAACGGAAUCCGUUCAAUGUUUCGGCCGGGAAAAGAUGGUGGUAGCUGUUACCCAAUGCGAGCGAGGCCGUGGCCUGAGCGAGAUCAAUGGCGUUCCCAUCGAGCUAGUCCAACCUAAAAUCCUCCUUACACGGCUUUUGAACCAAUUCUACUCCUCGACCGCCACCGCUUUGCCAGAGUUGACAUGCGCAUCUGCGUGA
Messenger RNA from Oldenlandia corymbosa var. corymbosa, 213 nucleotides. Lineage: Eukaryota; Viridiplantae; Streptophyta; Magnoliopsida; Gentianales; Rubiaceae. The record is from the annotation of a GenBank genome assembly.